AUGGCACAAGCUGGCAGACCUAAUGCAUACGAUUUAAGCUCGUCUUAUAAGAUAUACUCUUGUUUGUGUGUGAAUUACAAAGCUAAGCCCAGUCUCAUUAUGGUUAGUGUCGAGUGUCUAUUUAAGACUCUAAGGAGAGUAGCUGUUUUCUUUGGAGCCUCUAUCCUAUUAAGCCUUUGUCAAGUGUCAGCGGACUCUUUUACUCCCUUGGGGUCGACUAAGGCUGCACUGGUGGACUGAGUAGGCGUGGUUGUUGGUGUUAUCCCUUUUGUAGGGGUGCUUCUCGCUGUGGGCUUCUAUACUUUGUUGGAACGUAAAAUUUUGGCUAUCAUUAUAAUCCGAAAGGGUCCAUCCAAGGUGAGUUAUAUAGGGAUCUUGCAGCCUUUUAGUGACGCAGGUAAGUUGUUAUGUAAAGAGUUUAUUGUGCCUACACGUGCUAACGUAGGGCCCUUCAUUUUGGCUCCUGCACUAAUAUUAACUAUCAGUUUACUUGGAUGGCUUUUAUACCCGUAUAAGUCGGCUGAAGUGUUUUAUGUUUUCGGGGUGAUUCUGUUUAUAGUUAUUACUAGAGUCAGGGUUUACGGGGUAAUAAUAUCCGGAUGGGCUUCUAACUCUAAAUACUCUUUGCUAGGUGCAGUUCGUGCGAUGGCGCAAAGAAUUUCUUAUGAGAUCCCUAUAGGAUUUAUCUUCUUUUGUGUGGUGCUGUGCUCGGGUGUGUUUAUGUUUCAAGAAAUUAGGGUGUUCCAACAAAGGUCCUUUUUUUUCUUUUUUCCUUUGUGCGUAGUUAUAGUUGUCUGAAUGCUGUGUAUGCUAGCUGAAACUAAUCGGGCGCCAUUUGAUUUUGUGGAAGGAGAGUCGGAAUUAGUGUCAGGAUACAACGUGGAGUACAGCGGAGGGGGGUUUGCAGUUAUAUUUAUUGCGGAGUACUCUAGUAUUCUUCUCGAAGGGGUUAUAAGGGCGGCGAUAUUUUUCGGGGGAAAUGAAGCGUUGAUCGGGGUCUUUAUGAUGGCUUUUGCGGUCUUCUUUGUGGUUAUUCGUGCUUCUUUACCUCGUUUACGUUAUGAUAAGUUAAUGAGUUUGUGUUGGACUGUUCUUCUAUGUGUCAUACUUAUGGCUAGUGUGUGUGUAGUAGUUCUAGUUAGGGUGUAUGUAAGAUAA
Molecule: messenger RNA, 1158 nt
Organism: Mytilus trossulus (common blue mussel)
Lineage: Eukaryota; Metazoa; Mollusca; Bivalvia; Mytilida; Mytilidae
Product: NADH-ubiquinone oxidoreductase chain 1-like
Biological process (GO): aerobic respiration
Cellular component (GO): membrane
Molecular function (GO): NADH dehydrogenase activity
Source: RefSeq, a predicted model, not a curated record